UCUCUUACCCUAGAAGAGAAGGACCCCGGUUGGCUUUGUAGUGUUUUAAUCCUCAGAAAACAAUCCACAAAGCUCCUCAAACAUGACCAGAAAGUUCUUUGUUUGUGGAAACUGGAAGAUGAACGGCAGCAAGAAAAGCAUCGGGGAGCUCAUCCAGACCCUGAACACUGCCAAGCUGGACCCCAAUGUCGAGGUGGUGUGUGCUGCUCCAGCCAUCUAUCUGGAACUGACCAGGUCCGAACUGGAUCCCAAGUUCAGCGUGGCUGCUCAGAACUGCUACAUAGUUCCCAGUGGUGGCUUCACUGGAGAGAUCAGCCCUGCGAUGAUCAAGGACUGUGGUAUGGACUGGGUGAUCCUGGGACACUCUACAAGGCGCCACAUCUUUGGAGAGAGUAAUGAGUUCAUUGGUCAGAAGAUAGCGCACGCUCAGGAGAACGAUCUCGGUGUGAUCGUCUGCAUCGGAGAGACGCGGGAAGAGAAGGAGAAAGGCAUCACAGAUCAGGUCAUCUUUGCUCAGAUGAAAGCCAUCGCAGACAACGUAAAGGACUGGAACAAAGUCGUGCUGGCCUAUGAGGCUGGGUGGGCCAUUGGCACUGGGAACGCUGCCUCUCCACAACAUGUGCAGCAGAUUCAUGCCAAAGUGAGGGAGUGGCUGAAGAACAACGUGUCUGAGGCCGUAGCCAACUCUGUGAGGAUCAUCUACGGAGGUUCUGUGAGAGGUGAUACCUGCAGAGAACUUGCCGCCCAGAAGGACAUUGAUGGUUUCAUUGUGGGCAAAGGCUCCCUGAAGCCAGAGUUCGUCGACAUCGUCAACGCCAAGGCAUAAAAUGCGGACAACUGCAAUGUGAGCGGAUUAGAGUCCAACUCCUUUCAGACGGUCCAGUUCUGCAUCUCUCUCAGCACUUAGUCCUCUUUCCCUUUUUCAUUCAGAGUAUUUGUGUGAUGAUGACAUUCCCUCCUUUUCCUUUAUUAUUUUAAUUUAUUUUUUAUUUGAUUAUAUAUUUUGUCACAAAGACAUGGGAUGGGGUGGAAAGCUGUAAGGAAACAUAAUAAAUAUAAAUGAUUUAAAGACUA
Molecule: messenger RNA, 1074 nt
Organism: Oreochromis aureus
Lineage: Eukaryota; Metazoa; Chordata; Actinopteri; Cichliformes; Cichlidae
Product: triosephosphate isomerase B-like
Exons: 7
Coding region: 83-826 (247 amino acids)
Biological process (GO): glyceraldehyde-3-phosphate biosynthetic process; glycolytic process; glycerol catabolic process
Cellular component (GO): cytosol
Molecular function (GO): triose-phosphate isomerase activity
Source: RefSeq, a predicted model, not a curated record